GACACCCCCCUGGGGGCACUGGGAGCACUGGGACACCCCCCUGGGGGCACUGGGAGCACUGGGGACACCCGUUUUCCCAUUGUGGGACACCCCGGGGGCACUUGUAGCCCUGGGACACCCCCCUGGCUGUACUGGGAGCGCUGGGAACACCCGUUUUCCCAGUGUGGGACACCCUGGCUGUACUGGGAGCACUGGGACACCCCCCUGGGGGCACUGGGAGCACUGGGACACCCCCUGGGAUCCCUGGGAACACCCGUUUUCCUGGUGUGGGACACCCUGGCUGUACUGGGAGCACUGGGACACCCCCUGGGUGCCCUGGGAACACCCGUUUUCCUGGUGUGGGACACCCUGGCUGUACUGGGAGCACUGGGACACCCCCCUGGGGGUACUGGGAGCACUGGGACACCCCCUGGGAUCCCUGUGAACCCCCGUUUCCCCCGUUUCCCCGUUCCCCGGCAGCUGCGGCGGGAGACGGGGGCGCAGAUCGCGGUGCGGGAGGCCGAGGAGGGGGAGGCCCCCGAGGAGGGGGCCCUGGUGCGGAUCUGGGGGUCCCCGGCGCGGGCGUGCCGGGCCAAGGCGGCCGUGCUGAGCCUCGUGGCCGACUGUGCCCCCGUGGCCGAGGAGCUGCGAGUGCCCGGCAGGGCCCUGGGCAGGAUCAUCGUGGCCCCCGUCCAGCUCGUCCACAUCUCGGGGACGCGCCGGGAGGUCGAGGCCGCCAAGCGGCUGAUCCUGGAGAAGCUGUCGGAGGACGCGGCGUUCCGCAGGGAUCUGGCCCAGGCCGCCGCCUCCCGCUGCCCUCGGAAGCAGCCCCUGGGCAGCCGCCGGGACCCGGAGCCGCUUCCCGCCGGGAUGUCGGAGCACUGGGAGCCGGAGUGGUGGGAAGGGACAGUCCCGGGGCAGCGGGACGGGAGCCAGGGGACGGAGGAGCCGGAGCUCGGGAACGAGGAACCGGAGGUCGGGAACGAGGAGCCGGAGGUUGGGAAGGAGGAGACGGAGCUCGGGAAGGAAGAGAUGGAGCUCGGGAACGAGGAGACGGAGGUUGGGAAGGAGCUGGAGGAGCUGGAGAACGGGAACGAGGAGGUGGAGCUCGGGAUGGAGCUGAAGGAGCUGGAAAAUGGGAAUGAGGAGCUGGAGAAUGGGAAUGAGGAGCCGGAGAACGGGAAGGAGGAGCCGGAGGAGCCGCCGGUGGAAAAGUUUGAGGUUCCCAGCCCGGAGCUGAGCUUCCCCGCGGAGGAGCCGCUGGAGGUGUUCGUGUCGGCGGCCGAGAGCCCCGGGCACUUCUGGGUGCAGCUGCUGGGCAGCCGCUCCCUGCAGCUGGACAAGCUCACCCGCGAGAUGGGGCACUACUACGGCGGCACCCACCCCUGCCCCCCUGUGUCCGUCCGUCCCGGUGACAUCGUGGCGGCCCCGUACCCCGGGGACGGGCAGUGGUACCUCCCCUCACUGUCCCCCUGUCCCCUGUCCCCUGGCUGUCCCCUCACUGUCCGUCUGUCCCCAGUGCCCCCCUGUUGCCCCCCUGUAUCCGUCCGUCCCGGUGACAUCGUGGCUGCCCCGUACCCCGGGGACGGGCAGUGUUCUCGGGCAGGGAACGACUGGGAGGAGGCUGCCCUGGAGGCGUUUGAGGGGCUGACGGGCUGUGCCCAGUGGAGGCCGUUGGAGGCCCAGCUCUGCAGCUUCUGCCCGGCCACGCCCUGGCCCCGGCCCAGCCUGCGCCUCUUCGCCCGCCACCACGGACAGGUGGGGCAUUCCGGCAUUCCCGACAUUCCAGCGCCGUUCCCCACAUUCCCGCUGGUCCCACCGCCAUUCCCAACCUUCCCGGUGCUCCCACCGCCAUUCCGAACGUUCCCCGUGUUCCCACCACCAUUCCCAACCUUCCUGGUGCUCCCACCACCAUUCCCG
Molecule: messenger RNA, 1899 nt
Organism: Lepidothrix coronata (blue-crowned manakin)
Lineage: Eukaryota; Metazoa; Chordata; Aves; Passeriformes; Pipridae
Product: tudor and KH domain-containing protein-like
Exons: 9
Biological process (GO): spermatogenesis
Molecular function (GO): RNA binding
Source: RefSeq, a predicted model, not a curated record